Xenopus laevis (African clawed frog) is the source of this 4252-nucleotide messenger RNA. RefSeq lists its product as uncharacterized. The transcript has 2 exons. The coding region runs from base 2949 to 3839 and encodes 296 amino acids. The record is from RefSeq and is a predicted model, not a curated record. Lineage: Eukaryota; Metazoa; Chordata; Amphibia; Anura; Pipidae.
UAAGUUAGAAACUUUGUUUCUUUUUCUGGCUGUUCAGUGCAGAGAAAGUCGGGACUUUCAGGGUUUGGCCUUAAAAGGGACCCGGCCAUGUUUCACUUACUUGAUAAGCCGGGCCCCUCUGCUGUCAGCAGGCUGGAAGCUUCAGAAGAGUAGACUGGAGCUCCCAUACCUUCAUGAUUUUGUCCUGUUUAGAUUCUCUGUACUCUCAUUGGUCUUAAGUUUAAGUCCCAGUAAAGGUGCAUUGUGAUUGGAUAGGCUGGAGGGGAAGUUCCUACUUCCCCAAUCCAAUCCCUGAACAGCUUUACUGUGACCAAUGAGGGUACAGAGAAUCUGCAUAGGAGAAAAAUCAUGAGUACACAGAACUGCUGUCCUAUUUUCUGAAGCUGGCAGCACACUGAAAGGCCUGACUAAUCAAGUAAGUGAAGCAUGGUGGGGCCCCCCUUAGACACAAAACCCUGUGGAGCCUGGGACAACUAGCCCCCCUGAUGGCUUCCCUUGCUGCCUUUAAUCCAAAAGUCACAGGCGCCACACAAACACACUCUCCUCAUUUUGGUGAAAAAAACGGAAGACUUUGCAUUUUUUUGUGCCAAAACCACUGGAGCUGACACAAUGGCUCAUUAUGUAGCAGAAUAGGAGGCUACUAGAUCAGGUUCAUUUAUAUUUAUGUAACCCCAUCUUGCCCCCCUGUACCAUAAGAUUCAUUUCUUACCAUCCACAGGUCUUGAAUCCCCUUUGCUAAAUGAAAGGCUACUGGGAAUUUAUCUUAUGGCAGUGCCUCAAUGGGAUCUGGGGAUACACCUAUGAGUGCCCCCACUAGGAAACAAUAAUUACACACACAAGUACUGCAGAUAAUAUGGAACUUUAUAUGAGAGGGAAAAAGCAAAAUCCAAGUAUACAAUGUUAUAUAGAUUCUGCUCUGGGGUACCCAUGUGGUCUUCCAACUCGUGGCACAGUCUCUACCCAGGACACAGUCCCACACUCCACUCCUGCUGCAAUCUACAAUCCCAAGAGCUCUUACCCCAUGUACCUGCCCCCUAUACCUCUCUUUGGAUAGAGGUAGUAGCUCCCACAUAGCAGGUUAUUAAGCACAACCUGUCCUCACACAGGGGACACACACUGGGAUCCUUCCAAUACCUUUACCUUAGACAGAUCACUCACCGGGGGCUCACACAGAUCUGGUACCAGCAAUACCCUUUCUUCAGGCCAAAACUCACUGAGGGGUCACACAGAGCUGGUACCAGCAUCCACAGCUCUCACAGAAAUCUUCAUCCGGAGUGUGAGCACUCAAGUCUAUUUCACUCGAAUCUCUCUCUGGGUGAUCUCUCUCAUGAUUAUCGAGGUCCCAUAAUCCCCGAGCCCACCAAGGGCUUCGUCACCCACGUAGCUUCUCUCCAUAGCCUGCUGUAAACAAUGACUCCAUACUGAAGUGAAACUGGACAGCACUAAGCAGAACUCACCCUGAGCACAUGGCAGCUCAGCUUUUUAUACUCCUUGCACAACAGUGACACCUUCUGGUCAAAUCUGAAACUGUCAGGACUCACUGCAUUAGAGACAAAGGACUUAUCUGCCCACACCAGGGCAUUUGCAACUAUAGGGACCUCUGACCACUUGCCUACUAGUCACCACUUGAGCAUGCCCUUGGACUACCCCAGGUAUAUAUACUCUUACACUCCCCUGAGGGUUGUGCACAGAUAAGGGAGGUCAGAUUCCAAUGAGUCAUCUUAGUUAUUCAGCCAAAUACCUUUAGUUGUGUUUUUUUUCUUAUUUCGUGGUUCCAUAUCUUCCAUUGUGGCCGGCAUGUCUCAAAGCAAAAGCUAAGAUGUUAUCAGUCUAGUUCCGCAUACAUUUCUCAAAGCAAAAGGUCACAAAGCAAAAAUAUGUGGCAAUGGGCCAGGAUUAGCCUUAAGGUGUUCUAGCCUUGCACAUAAGCAGUUACACAAAAUAAUAUUCCUUCACCAACCAUGUGGGAUUUUCAAACCAUAGGGGAACUAUGAAUCCUUACAUUAUAUUCACUGUAAAUAUGUUAAAUUAUUAUUUUAAAUGAAUGAAUAUGUAAAUAAAUAAAAGAGUUCUUUUGGAUAUGAUGAUUAGUGCUCUGGGCUGGGAUAAUAAGGCAGAGCAGAUAAUUUAAUGGGGCCAUGGCGGUGUUAUUGACUGGUGCUGAGCACAACUGUGGGGAAGUGCAGGAGAGCAUUUUGGUGCCUGUACCUUUAAUGAAAGUGAGUGUGCGUGGGGAAUGUGCAAGUUGCCCAUUGUGCUUGUGGCUAUAAAUGUGGCUAUAAACUGCCCCUCUGCUUCCAUGCUAUGUACACACACUGGGGGGUUGCCUCUUUAGACAUCAAACCAGUGAUAUUUUGGCAAAAUAUUCAUUUUCUAAUGGUCUGAAAUGAGCAAAUGAAAGAUAAGGUUUGUCUGUGAGUGAGUCUGGGGCACAUUUAUUACAGACCAGAGCAGAUUAUUGGGAAUUUUCUUGCAUCUUAACUUCAUCCCAUUCACUGAGGAAAACACAACAAACACCUCAUGGACUUUACUGAAGAUUCCAGAAAGAGGAGGUGCAAACUGAGUGACUGGGUCAGUGAUGAACUACCAGGGGUGUAGAAGGUGAGAUUGCACCAGGGACCGCACCCCAUGGAGCCAACUGGAAGUUUGUGGUUGCGCAAAGCCAACAGCAAUGAUCAUUUCUGGAGGGGGUGGGGGCUCAGCUGCAUCCAGGCCCCUUAUCAGAUAAUUACGGUACCGAAACGUUUGAUCCAUUGUUAAGUGUCUGGAAGCACCUUGAAUAAAAGUGGGAGCACCCCGUUGAAAUCAAAUACAGGUAUUGGCAAUACUUUCUUUUCUGAGAUUUAUACUGGCGUGUGGCUAGGCCAGGGCCAUAUAUACCUGCAUCCCCUGCUACGAUUAUUUUCUACAAUUGAGUAACAUUGCCACAUUGGGGAAUCAAGUUACAAAUGAUGUCGUUUGAAGAUUUAAAUACUAUCACAAAAAAGAGUGCUGACACUUUCAGCUUCUCCCAACAAGAGAGAGCAGAGAUUUUGUCAUCUGUAGGAGAAUCCCUCUCAGAUGUGCUUGAUGUUUCUGUUACUCCUGAUAAAGAAGUGAAAAGAAAGAUCGAGACAUUGGCCAAAAAGGAAAUAAGCCUGAGUCUCCAUUGCAGUACAUUAGCUGAAUAUGCAAAAGUGGCCAGAAUACCCAGAGGCUUGAGAUGUACCUUGCUGCCGUUUUUUAAUAAGGAAGAUAAACAAUUUAUGGAUAAGUGGUAUGCUAUCCUAAACAGGUGCUCGUUGGACCUGAUGAUUCACACGAUACAAGGGCUGCAAAGUAAUAUUAAAAGCACUCAGCAGGAACUGGUGACUGCAACAACAGAAUUAAAGUCAAGAAUCACCUCUGAAAACUUUAACAAGUUCAACAUUGAACUACAAGCCUCUCUUGCAGAUUUCCGCGCUGAUCUGGUGCAGAAGAAACUCCAUAAAUAUAGGAGAGACACCCUGGACUACGAAUCCGAUCGUGUAUACACCUGGGCGGCAGAAAGGAAGCGCACUAGGACCCAGGAGCGAUGGCGCCGAGGUUUGCGCACUCCGAUGACGUCAGCCAGCACCAGAGACCAACGCCCGUCUUCCUCCACAGCGUCUUCAGGGAACUCAAGGAGCGGAAAAGCUUUUUUAGCCACAAGUACGCCGCAGAGCGAUCAGGAGGACAACAGAAGGGGCAGAAUAAACAACGAGGAAGUGCUACAGAGGGAAGAGAGAGAAGGCACGCGCAGUACAGGCAAGACCCAGAGAGCAGCAUCAAUGGACACCACUGCGCAAACCCCUGUGACUCGGAGGAAACACAAGCAGUAGCAUUAAAAUAAGGAACAUCUUCAAUAAGAAGUGAGAUGUAUGCAUCAUCCAGCUAAUUGUACUAUAGUCAGUGAGUAACAAAUAUCAGUAUGUUAACAAACUAUGUGUUGUAAAGUGUAAAUAGUGUUUUUUGUAAGCAUGGAGUAUAUCACUCAGGUUGAGGAUUAAUGGGUUAAUGUUACCAAUUGUUAAAUAGAGAAUAAUAAUUCACGAUUCACAUGAUAAAGGAGUAUUUUAGUAAUUUGAAUCCAUUUAUAUGUAUCUAUAAUGAUAGUCACAUUGAGAAACAGGUUUUGAAAGUGAAAUGGAUACACUGUGAUGCUUUUAACAUUGUUACACUGUUAUUUAAUUGUUUUAAAGUAUUUUGUAUCGACCACCACAAGAGGUCGCUGUUUGAAUGUCUAUAAAUAUGU